AUGGCCCAAACCAACAUUACGACUGAUCAAUUAGCUCUUCUCUCUUUUAAAUCCCAAAUUAGUUCUGACCCCUUUCACUUCUUGAAUGAAAGUUGGUCUCCUGCUAUUUCUGUUUGCCGUUGGGUUGGAGUCAUUUGUGGUUCUCGUCACCAGCGAGUGAAGUCGUUAAAGCUUUUCAACUUGGCUCUUACAGGCAGAAUUCCCCUUGAUUUUGGAAACCUCACAUUUCUUGUUUCUCUUGACUUGGGAAGCAACCAUUUCCAUGGAAAUUUGCCUCAAGAAAUGGCACAUUUGCGUCGGCUUAAGUUUCUUGAUUUAAGUUUAAACAGCUUCAGAGGGGAAAUUCCUUCUUGGUUUGGGUUUUUACACCAACUUCAAGUUGUAAACCUAAGGAGUAACAGUUUUACUGGUUCCAUUCCUCCGUCACUCUCGAACGCCUCAAGGUUGGAGACUUUACAAAUAUCUGCCAAUUUACUUCAAGGAAACAUCCCCGAAGAGAUUGGCAAUCUUCACAACCUGAAUUGUUCUGGAAGUUUUGGCUCUGUUUACAAAGGCGUUCUCAGGAGUGGGACUGCCAUUGCAGUAAAAGUGUUCAAUCUGCAACUGGAAGUGGCAUUCAAGAGUUUCGAUACAGAAUGUGAAGUUUUGCGUAGCCUUCACCAUAGGAAUCUCGUAAAAGUCAUCACUAGUUGUUCCAACCUUGAUUUUAAGGCUUUAGUGCUUGAGUAUAUGCCUAAUGGAAGUCUUGAUAAGUAUUUGUAUUCCCACGACUACUUCCUAGACAUCAGGCAGAGACUAAGCAUUAUGAUAGAUGUGGCAUGUUCGUUGGAAUAUCUCCAUCAUGGAUGCUCCUAUCCCGUGAUUCAUUGUGAUAUAAAACCUAGUAACGUCUUGCUGGAUGAGGAUAUGGUUGCCCACCUAAGCCACUUUGGUAUUUCAAAACUGCUUGGUGAAGAUGAGAGUGAUUUAUACACAAAAACCUUAGCAACAUUUGGUUAUAUUGCACCGGAGUAUGGAUUGGAUGGACUGUUGUCAGUAAAAUGCGAUGUCUAUAGUUACGAGAUUAUGUUGCUGGAAACAUUUACUAGGACAAAGCCUAGUGAUUUUGAGGGAGAUCUUAAUUUGAAGCAAUGGGUGAGUUAUUCACUUCCAGAGGCAGUAAAGGAUGUUAUAGUUGCCAACUUGGUAACACCAUUGGAUAAUCGCUUACAGAAGAAGCUAGAUGUUGUUGCAUCAAUCAUGAAAGUUGCAUUAGAUUGUUGUGCUGAAUCUCCAGCAAGAAGGACAAACAUGAAAGAUGUUGUAGGGAUGCUCCAGAAGAUCAAGAUUCAACUCUUGCACGUUGAGCAUGUUCUCUGA
This is a messenger RNA of Solanum stenotomum, 1359 nucleotides long. Its product is annotated as receptor kinase-like protein Xa21. Gene Ontology annotation, biological process: protein phosphorylation. The transcript is spliced from 3 exons. The coding region runs from base 1 to 1359 and encodes 452 amino acids. The record is from RefSeq and is a predicted model, not a curated record. Lineage: Eukaryota; Viridiplantae; Streptophyta; Magnoliopsida; Solanales; Solanaceae. Gene Ontology annotation, molecular function: protein kinase activity; protein binding; ATP binding.